Messenger RNA from Pecten maximus, 2338 nucleotides. Its product is annotated as alpha-ketoglutarate-dependent dioxygenase alkB homolog 3-like. Bases 76 to 897 code for a protein of 273 amino acids. Gene Ontology annotation, biological process: DNA repair; DNA alkylation repair. The record is from RefSeq and is a predicted model, not a curated record. Gene Ontology annotation, molecular function: dioxygenase activity. Gene Ontology annotation, cellular component: nucleus. The transcript is spliced from 7 exons. Lineage: Eukaryota; Metazoa; Mollusca; Bivalvia; Pectinida; Pectinidae.
AACAUAACAUUUCCCAUAAACCAACUCAAUGGCGGCGCCCUUAGAUACAUCCGGUGGAUAAAAUAUCAACAAAAAAUGAAUCCUGAGCGAAAAAGAAGAAGCCGUGUCCAGGGAGGCUGGGCUGCUCCAACGAAUGUUAAGUCAGAUAGAAAUAAACCGAAAGCAGGUGUUAGUCCAGCUUGGACGGGUAAAACAGUAGACCAACCCACAGAAAGGAAAUUUGUUUUUGAAGAACCCGAGGAAGAGCUAAAACAGAAGCCAGCAGAAAAAGUAAUUACAAAACCAGGUGUCUAUGAUAUCAGCACUGAGCCUUCUGGAGUUUCAAGGUUAAGAUAUUUCCCAGAGUUUAUCGAGUCAAAGGAAGCAGAUGAGUUGUACAACCGUCUGUUCCAUGAUUUACCAUGGCGACAGAGAUCAGACGUGAAGAAUGGUGUCUCUUACCUCCAGCCCAGACUUACCACCUGGUACGGUGAUCUACCCUAUUCUUACUCGGGGGUUACACACCCAGCCAGUGUAGAGUGGGACCCGACAUUGCUGAUGUUGAGGGAGAGGCUGGACUCAGUGUUAGGCCUCCAAUUUAAUUCUGUGCUAACCAACCUGUACAGAGACGGCCAUGAACAUGUCGCCUGGCAUUCGGAUGAUGAGCGGUCACUUGGGCCCCAGCCAACCAUAGCUUCACUCUCAUUCGGCGACACACGAAACUUUGAGUUACGGAAAAAACCUGAAACUGGGAUUGAUUACUCCAAUAGUGAGCAAGUAUCUAUUCCCCUCACACACGGUUCACUACUGAUCAUGGAAGGCAGUGCCCAGGAAGACUGGCAGCAUCGAAUACCGAGAGAAUACCAUGACAGAGAUCCGAGAAUCAACCUAACAUUUCGAGUGAUUCUCCCAGACUGAAAAACCACUCCGACUUCUUCAACUUUCUGUGAUGACAUUGAUAUAUACAGUGUAACACCAAAUGACAUUGAUUAAUUCAUUUAUAUGUCAGAAAAUUUGUUUCCCAGAUUUGGGUCACUGCUGGAAAAGUGCUUGAAUUUUGUUCUGUAUGAUCCAUGUUACUUUAAGAUCAGAAUCAUUACUUCACUAAUCUGGAAGAUAAGGUUUGUCCAGAUAUUUUUUCUGGAAAAUUAAAUAUUUUCAGAUUAACACAAGAGUCAAUUUUACACAUUAAAUUUCCAUGAACAUGUAACAUGAGCAUUUUAGACAGUGAGUGACCUAUCUGUAAUGCUUGCAGUAUUAUUAACUGAUUUUAGCCUUACUGAGGUGAGAAUGUUUAAUAUAUAACCCUACCAUUUUGAUAAGAAUUGUAGGUAUAAAAAUAGUGCAAUUACUACCCUGGAUUGUUUCUGUUUUGUUGGCGUCAUGAACUCAAUUUUAUUGUUUGAAGGCAUGCGAAAUAUUAUUUCUAUUUCUUACUCAGUAAUUAUGUAUUUUCGUACACAAUAAUUCUGUGCUUAUUUGUUUGAAAUCAUAUAAGUAUAAAUUUUUCUCUUUUUUUUUUUCUUUUUUUUUCUGUAAAUGAUGACUGUCCUAAAUUAUCGCUCUGCUUUUGAUUUUGUUGAAGUUUUGAUUCAAAAUCUUUUGGACUGGAUGAUACACUUUUUAUCCGGGGCUUUCAUGGAGUGAAGAAUGUUUAGAAGUUUUGUACAAACUUAUCAUUGAUCUGAAGUCUAACCUGUUGACCAGAACAAGUUAAAGAAAUCUCAUUUUAAGGAUGAUUUUGCUGUAGAAAUCCUAGGGGCUUGACACGUCCCCAUGGCCCAAAAUGAAAUAUUCAUUCACGGUGUCAAGCCCCUGUUGUAGAAAUCUUAACAGAAAUGUCACCAUAAAAAUGAUUUUACAGUCAAUAUCACAGGAGCUUGACACAUUCCUAACACCCAGAAUGAAAUAUUUAAUCAGGGGGUUAGAUGCAGUAUUUUAUUCUGGGACAUGGGAAUGUGCCAAGCCCCUGUGGUAGAAAUCUUUACAGAAAUAACACUAUCAUGUUAUAGGUAGCAGUAAUGAAAAAGAUGUCUUUGUUAGUCAUCUGACACCUAAUCUAAGACCAAUUCCAGAGCAUUUGUAGAAUUUUUAUGGUUAGUUCAAUAAUGAUGUGUCAAGUGGGUGGGAUUUGAAAUUCAUAUUAUAAUAUUUUUAAUGUGAUAUUUUAAAGUUAUUACUGAUAUUGUAUCCUCCACUGUAUAAAUACAUAUCCCCCUUCCUCCCCCGCAAAAAUGAAAUGCGUACAUAUAUACCAGUAUAUUGUUGUGUAACUCUAACUCGGUGCUGGUAACUGUUGUUUUAUUAUAAUUUAUGAAAUUAAUUUGUUUCCUUAAUAAAUUAUAAGUUCUAAAGAAGU